This is a messenger RNA of Caenorhabditis sp. 36 PRJEB53466, 7240 nucleotides long. The record is from the annotation of a GenBank genome assembly. Lineage: Eukaryota; Metazoa; Nematoda; Chromadorea; Rhabditida; Rhabditidae.
AUGUGUUGCAGCACUGUCCGGGUAGGUCUCCUUCUUAUUCUCUUACUUCUUGCUCCAAAACCAGAUGUCUUAUGCGAUGUGCCCUCCCCGUUCUUUUUGCAUGUUUCUGUUCGUUUUCCAGGAUCUUCAUCCGUGUUUAAUGUCCAUAAAAGAGAACUAAAUGUUCUCUUGACCAGCCCAUCCUUUGUCUCCACCUACUCGCGCCUAUGAUGAUUUUUCUCCCAUAUCUGUUUCCUUUUGCCUGUAUUAUUCACCGUCUACUCAUGUAUGUAGAUGUGGUGCUAGUGGUGCUACACAGCGGAUUAUCAGGCUCGCCUAUUGAUAACCGGUGCGUGGCUGGUCGGCUGACGUCGUACAGUCAUAUACUGUUAUCUUGUACUCUAUUCUCGUACCACUUUGAGCUCACGAUCAUAGCGCGAUCAUCAUCAUUCUUCUUCUUCGAUAAGGACUCCAUAAAAGUGGGAGAGCUUGAUGUGUUGGAAAGCGCGCUUUUCCAUCUUCUUCUCAAAAAUUUUACGAUUUGUUUAUCUUUUCAACAGUUUCUAAGCACUUCCAUCUCUCGUCCUUUUCUGACGAUAUCUGACUGUAUGAAACGAAAAGGCGCAUGCUUCAAUAAUUUUAAUGAUGGGAGUUAAAUAAUAGAGCGCAAGCAAGCAUAACCCAUUCAGAGAUCCUCUCGAAUAGGGGAAAGAAAUAUGAUCGGUCCAUUGAAUUGGUAAACAUAUAAUGUGUAUAUCGAUAAGGCCGCUGAAUUUCAAUGACUUUUCUUUAAUCUCCCCUCUUUCCGCUCGCACCGUAUUGUGUAUUGGCAUGUCAUAUUCAUGCAUGUACCCCUCGACACUAACUCCACAUUUUCCUUCCUCUGAAAUCAAAACGUGAUCGAACACUUUUUAGUGAAAAAAGGAAAAGUCGUUUUCUUCCAACAAAACAUCUGUAGCGCGGCUCGGCUCAAGAUGGACAAGGCCAAGAAAUUUGUUUCCAGUUCACUGGAUUGUCCCUUCAUUAUUGUAACAAACAGAAAACGAGGACCCUUCCACUUCCACAUCGGUUUAAUCCCAUCCUUGUGGUGUCUUGCCUUCAAGCAACUGGGAUUACUUUCCCAGCUUCUUCUAAUGCCCAACCCAUCACUUUACCCCAACAACAUCUUCUCACUCGUGCUAUUGUCUGUUCCCAUCUUCAUGAUUGUUUCAAUUAGGCACCAAAUCCCGGAGCUUAAGUUAUCUUAAAUGAUGGGUUAGGGUCUUAACUAAGAUUCUCAGAUUCUCAAGGAUUGGUUAUAUUUUAUCUCAUCCCAGAAAAGAGCAAACUUCUAGUUUUAUGUAUUGUCUUAUCUGCCCCCAAUACCUUUCAUUACUUUUAUCUAUCGCCUAUGUAAUUUCUUAUGCGUAUCUCCUCUGUAAUGUUGUAGCAUCGUUAUUUGCGAUGGGAGAAAGGCGGGGUAAAGGGCGAAGGCGAAGACAGAGGGAGAAAUCUUGAACAAGUGGAUUGUCUUUGUUCGAUGCCAUGCCACCCGCCACAACGACCCGAGGCUUUUCUCGAACUAGUACAUGAUGAUCGUUGCUGACAGUAGCAGCAGCAGCCAAAGCGACGUCUUCCUCCUUCUCCUACUUCUUUUUCACCUCGUCUGCCAUUCCUAAAAACGCUCUUCUCCUCCUCAUCUUCCGCGAUGCCUCGAUCGUUUUCUCGCGCCAGCCCCUUGCCCCUUCCUCCAACCCCCUUAGACUCCUCCAGCCAUCCGGUUCCUACAUUAUGCCAUCUCUCGAUCCCGACCCGACCUCCUACCUUUCCUUUCUUUCCAGUCACAUCUUCUACCAUUCUUCUCGAGGAGCGAGGCGCGCACGCCUUCUUCUGUCCCUCCCUCUCCUGCCUUCCUUCUUUCAGACAGAUUUUCCAUAUCAUCUUGUUUUUGUCGAAUUCAUCUUCAAUCUUCUACAACUACUACUACCUGUCGCCUGAUCUUUAUUGUUGUUUUCUAAUGUUACUUGUGAAAUCUUUUGACCCGCUCGAUUUUCUGUUAGGUUCGAGGCCGAGCGGCGUUGGGUUGCUCCCAACCAUUCAAUCUUUUAUCCAAACUUUUCUAAUCGCCUUAACAAAUCCUUUAUCCGCCGCGACUGUCGAUCGCAAUUACGGUUGAAUAGUGCGCGAGCCUCCCCGCACCAAUCGCGAGACCACCAUCGUCCCCCUAUUUGCUCCGAGCCGUUUCGUCUUGUCUCUUUUCUACCAUAUCCUCUCUUGCUCUCGCGCCGCUCCGCUCACUCAUUCACCUCUUCCAAAGGCGGACUCCGCCCCAUCCAUAUCUAUUCAACCCGAAGGCCCGAUGGUGGCCUAGAUCAUCUAUUUUCUGUCUUGCCUUGUCCUGUUUAAUUCUUUUUCUGGUGUUUUCUUGAAAUUCGUUUUGCAGCUCACACCAUCUCCACUCAAUCCAAAUCAAAGUACUAUGUUCCCAAUGAGGGUGAUUGUCGAAACCGUUCGCACUCAACACUGCCUCACGUGCUCGCAUGAAGGACAUAUGGUCACUGACACCUACGCCAUUGUCGCUGGAACCACGACUCUCAAUCAGCUCGUGGACACCGUGCUCGCAGCUCUUGGUCAUUCUAACAUGUCGACCAGUGCCAGAGGUAAGUAAUAAUGCCUAGCUUUAGCAAUAUAGUACAAAUACCCAUUCGAUCUGAUCAUUUGUAAAUGUCUACUUGACAAAUUGGAUAAAGCGCGUGAUUGUGAAAUCUCUUUUGGUUCGGCAAAGUCUUCAGCAAUUACUUCGGGUAUGUCUUGAUGCGUAGAGUGGUAAAUCGGAUCAGAUCAGUCUCGCCACUUCCACUUACUUUCAGUUUCACUGAGGCAUUGCGUAAUCUAUGCUGUAAGAUCUUUGCCGAGCGACUGCGAGAUCCCGUGUUUCAAUCAUUUUUUUGCGCGCCAACCUCUCCACUCCUCCAUACGGUGUUUUCUUCUGCGCUUCUCUCGUUUUCUCACUUUCACGUUUCUUCCACCUUAGUUGAAAGUGAAACAGACGAUCGAACCUGUUCUUUUCUCGGUGGCUUUGCCUCCUCUUUCUCCUCCUCCUCCUUGGUAUCUACUUUCCCAAAGAUUAUGCAAUCGGUGAAAGGAACGGAAUAAAAAGAAAUAAGGGACGAGAAGGAAGAGGGAACAAAUCAGAAUAUUUUGAAAUGAACACUUGUUCCUUUUUUCCAGGUCUGAUCCAAGUCAACAACUGGAAACCGUUGCCAUUUGAUCAGAUAACCGAGAACCUCGAUGAAACUGUUGAAAAUUUGUUCAAGGACAUUUCAUCGCAUGUCGUGCUCAAGAUUCUAUCCAAACCGUGAGUAAUUAUUAUUUUGAGCUCUUUAUUUAUAUGCAAGAGAAGAGGAGGGUUAUGACCAUUACAUGUGUCGUAUUUCGCGCAAUUCAUCCCCAUCCAUCCGGCCAGACGGGUGGUACUCAGGUCUCCGGCUCCGGCUCCGACUCCGCGCUUUGUGUGUCAGAGAGCCCUGUAGAGGUGAGCAAAAUCGCACCUAACAUACAUACAUCCUCUUUAGAACUACUCAAAGAAAAUGGCAAACAUAGGCACAGACUCGUGUACAAUGCGCGCGCAUACACACAUACAGGAGAGGGGGACUCAUUGAAAAAGUCUACUGAAAGAAGAUACACUCCCCUCAGCCACACACAUUUUUGCCUCCUCACACUCGCUCUCGAGGGAAAGAGAAGAUUGCUUUUGUAGAUGAUGAACAUGAGGGCGCGGGGCAAAGGGAUCUUAGGCAAUUAUGACCUCUGAUGUCUCUCUUCUUUUGUAAUUUCAGUCAUUCACAACAACUUUCUCUCCCCUCCCCCCUCUUGGAUUUAAAAGUGUUGUACUGUCAGGGGAUUGAAUCGGCAGAAAAAUACAAAUUUGAAUUUGAUUUGCAUUAUCUCAUUUGAAUAUACAGUGACAAUUCUGAAAAAAUUUCAUAGGAUACAUAGAUGACUUAUCACCAAUCUGUUGUUUGCGGAUUACUAUCUUUUGUGUGCACGUAGAUGUAUUUGUGUGUGUGUUGGUAUCAAACACCGCAGUUGGGAAAAAGAAUAGGCUUUGUCUAAUCGAUUUUUAUUACCAUCCAAUAAUAGCGAUCCACCAAUCCAUGUAUUUGCACACUACAACAUUCUGGAGCGAAAUGGGCAGGGGAAAAACUGUUUUUGAUUUUCAGAUCAAGUGACUCGACCGCUGUUCAAUGCAUUGCUGACAUCAAGAACAAACUUCUGAAAGCUGCGGUACACAAAAACCCAAACGUUCUAAACAGUGUGGAUAACCAGCAGGUUAAGGUAACGAGAUAUUCUGUUUCCACUCUAAAAAUCAGUGUUUUAGGAGAUUAUCAGCACUAUCAUCUCCGGUGAUGAAUGUCUCUUGAGCUCCGAACAAAUUGGAGCUGUCAACGAAUGGCUGGACACUUUGGAAACAUCUGAGGAUCGUAGAAGGUAUGAAUGGCUACUGUAUAUAAUCUUUAUCCAAUCGCAUGCAAGCUCCUCCUACUCUUUUGCCUCUCAAUUUUAAAGUGUGGCUGCUGUGUCUGACUUGCUCGGCGGAGCCACCGUAAUCCCUGGUGUGUGUGUGUGUGUGUGUAGGAUGUGAGGCAAGGCGCAGAGGAGUGAGGGGAAAACGGAGAAAAGACGAAACAUCCGCGCCCUGCCUCGGGAAAGAAGACGAAGAGUUUUCGAGGCAGAGCGGUGACACGGGGGUAGCGCCAGUUAAGCCGCUAUUUGGUGCUCGAGUUAAGCCCUCUGCUCGGCUUGUUUGUAGAAAUAGACUCUGUGGAUUGGGUAGGAAUUUUAGCGAGCUCUGUGCUGGGAUUGUGUAUACAUUGGGUAAAGGGAGCCCACAAAAUUGUUUAUGAAUCGCGAAUAUAUUUUUGGGGAAUCUUUGACUUUCCGGAUUGAAUUCUUUGUAAAGGAUACCUGAUCAGAUAUCAUUUCAUCCAAUAUAAACAUUCUUCGUUCUGGGAUAGUUAUGUCAAUAGUCAAAGUUUCAAUCAUGCAGAAUUGAAGGGAUGAUGUAAAGACUUGAGACUUUUCAAUUUCCACCACAUUUCAAGAGUAAUUUCCGGGGGUUUCGAACUUGCCGAAGCAAGAAGCGCAAUUGUUUUGAAGUAAUGAUCGCACCAAUGGAUAACCAGUCGGCAGGGGGAUUAGCGCAACCUCUCUACGCAACGCAGAUUGUAUCAUUUGUGACACCACGGUUUCCUUUGGUGCACGUUAUUGCACAGAACACAUUCAUCUUGAUGGUGAGACAGCACACAAUGUGCGAAAAUGAUGAUUGUUUUGGAUUAGAGGGGAGAAGAACAGGAGGCGCUUGUUGAAAAUGGAGGGGGUAGAGGUUAAGUGAGGAAGAUGAAUGUUCCUAGUGUAAUGGAGAGGAAUCCAAAUCUGAAGUGAAAGGAAAAAAUAAAUUUUUUUUUGUUUUUGUAAAAGUCGCAAGACAGAGUAGAUUAAUAAAUACGGAUCAUUAAAUCUACUCGAUCUCGCAAUGAAGACACCUAAUUUGAGGCCAACACCUAUCAAAUUCUAUCUUUUCUCAUUCGAUAUCUUAAUUGCCCGCCAUUGCCAUUUUAGUCAAUCUCCCGACUGGUUUCACCUAGAUAGUCUCGGUCUCUCAACUGGUUGACUUGACCCCCACUUCUGAAAUUGAGAUAGCAAGCUAAAAACACAAAGAAGGAGACGUCUUGAAAUAGAAAACAAGUGUGGGGGGGGGGUCAAAUUAUCGACUUGUUUUGGUAGGGCAUGAAAUGGACAAACGUUCGUUCUUUCUUUCUGCAAUUCAAUUCUGGUUUUCAUCUAGCUUUUGUCCACAUUCAUUUCCAUUUCUAGACUAAACAAUACCAGAAACCUUCAUGAGUAAGCUUAUUGUCAGAGGGAUACGCAAAAUAUUGCUUGUGGUGUGUAUACAGAAAACGAUGACUCAUCCCAAUUUCUAUAGGCUUACUAAUAAAAACGAAAGCAAUAUCCUAUUCAGCCCGACUCAUGUGCAAAGAUUCAACGCGAGCUAUGAGGUGCCACGUCUCGAGAAAUGGUUCAAACAGGACCCGAACCCGAGUAAACAUAAGUUGAACAACUACUUGACUCAACUGAAUCAAAGUCCAUUCCGUAGGAACAACACCAAGAUUACCUACCAACAAGUAAACAUUCAUUCGAAACAGAAAAUAUUUUCAAAUAUUUCUUUCAGAUAUGCAACUGGUUCUCGAUUCAACGUUCCAGCAACCGUAAAACCCCAACCGCCGAGCAAAUCACUGCUGCAAAUGCAGCCACUGCUGCCCAGCUUGUGAACCAAGGCUUCCAGAUGAACUUCCUUCAAUCUUUGCUGGCAGUUAAUGCUGACCAACGGCCCAAGUUCGAUUUUUCGAACCUCAUGACUGAAAAAAUUGAUGACUCAAGAAUUUUGGGCGGUUCCGAUUCUCCAUCGCCAGCUGAUGAUGAGAUUCACAGCAACUCGGAUGAAACUAACCAAGACACCAUUUUCAGCGUUAAACCGGACCCAGAAGGGGUAAAAAUUUAUUUGAUUUUACUUGAAACAUGCAUUUGUUUGUUUCAGGAAAGCACCGCCUCUUCUCCGGAUAUGACUAAUUCAAUGCGCGAAUCGUUGUCCUCUACGUCACCAAAACUUCCGAGUGGACUGGAUCUGGGCUCAUUCAGUAAUCAUUCAUCCUCCACCUCCAUGUCGAACGUCAAUGCAGCAGGUACAACAAAGAGCCAGAUUUCUGUGGUCAUAAAUUAGAACGAGCACACAUUGGAGCCCGCGCGCGUGCUGUUGUCUGUCACAACAAAGGCGCGAAACUAAGAAAAAGUAGGGUAGAAUUUCGCGGACAAGCAGGCAAGCAAACGAGGCUUUCGGAAAGCAACUUCUGAGGGAACUUCAUAAAAGAGAAUUUUGCAAUAUUUGUGUUAUAGUUUUUUCAGCGGCCCGCUCUCGCCUCAUGUUUGACCCACUUACGGAGCUUCCCGUGCUUGAGAAAUGGUUCGAAGAGAACCCUCACCCAACAUGGAUGCAAAUCGAUCAUUACACCCAGAGCCUCAACAACUGCCCCUACCGAGAGAACUACCCGCACAUCAGUCAACAUAAUGUCAAGGUAAGCAUUACAGCCGCAGAAGAAACAUUUAUUGAAUGAAAAACUUGAACCACUGGAUGUUUUUGCAGAUUUGGUUUAAAAACCGUCGAGCCAAAUGCAAAAGGAUGCAAAAUGGGUUGCUCGAGAAACUGGAACAAAAAGUUUUCGUGUGA